UCAGCUCGUCAAGGCAUGCCAGCAUGUGCUUAACUCCAGCAUCACCAAUUUGAGCCUUAUAUCCUUCCACGUCUUCUACUACGCUUCCCCAUCAGUGAGAGUUGGCACCAUGAUGUCAUGGUCCAACAAGGUGUAUCCUGUUCUGUUGUGGAGCCUGUUUCUGUUGUCUUCUGAGGGAUCUCAGAACCUCCCACUCACAGAAGACAGAGGCAGUAAAUCCACUGCACCGCCCCUGGCCUCCACAGAGUCAACCAGGCCUCUGACUUCUCCUUACACACUGGCUCAUCAUGGCCCAGACAGUAUCUUUACACCAAGACCCUCAGAGUUCACAAACAGCUCUACUAUCAUGGCCUCUGUUACCCAGGAAUCCUUUGAUAAACAUGGUGAUAUGAGCAUCAAUACAACAGCAACACAAAAGAGCGGUUCUUCUAUGGUGGAAAACCAUGAAGUGAUGUACAACAGCAGUACCCAGAGCAACUCACUUGCCCCUGGGUUAGGCACAACAACAUCUCACCUCCCCACCGACCAACCCACCAGCCAGACGUCCUCUUCCCAUGGGACAUCUAGCAGAUCUGACGUCUUGUCUCUUGGGUCUAACUCCACCACCACUCCCAGCUCUACAUCCAUCACAGGACCCUCCUUCUCUGGACCACUCUCCACCACAGGGCAUAGCUCCUCUACCAAUGAGUCAUCCUCUGCCACCUCCACCAUGGGGCCCUUAUCCAUCUCUGACCUCAACACAAUCACUGAACUUAACACCACAUCUGAGGUGUCCUCCACCACUGGGCCCUCCUCCACCUCUGGACCUUUCUCCAACAUUGUCUCAUCCUCCACCCCAGGGCCUAGCUCUACCAAUGUCUCAUCCUCCACCCCAGGGCCUAGCUCUACCAAUGUCUCAUCCUCCACCCCAGGGCCUAGCUCUACCAAUGUCUCAUCCUCCACCCCAGGGCCUAGCUCUACCAAUGUCUCAUCCUCCACCCCAGGGCCUAGCUCCACCAAUGUCUCAUUCUCCACCCCAGGGCCUAGCUCUACCAAUGUCUCAUCCUCCACCCCAGGGCAUAGCUCCACCAAUGUCUCAUCCUCCACCCCAGGGCCUAGCUCUACCAAUGUCUCAUCCUCCACCCCAGGGCCUAUCUCUACCAAUGUCUCAUCCUCCACCCCAGGGCCUAGCUCCACCAAUGACUCAUUCUCCACCCCAGGGCCUAGCUCUACCAAUGUCUCAUCCUCCACCCCAGGGCCUAGCUCCACCAAUGUCUCAUCCUCCACCCCAGGGCCUAGCUCUACCAAUGUCUCAUUCUCCACCCCAGGGCCUAGCUCUACCAAUGUCUCAUCCUCCACCAAUGAGACUUUCUCAACCACUUCUCUACCCAUCUCCACCACUGACAAUUCUACCAACUCCUCUUCUGGGGUCCUGAUAUCCAAGAUUAACACAAAGAAGUUCCCCAUCUUGACCACCAAGACAACGACCACCAUGACAACGUCACUUUCUAAAAAAGACAUUGAUCCAUCAGGGGGAGGGGGUCUGCCCUGCUCUCCUACCCGACGGGAUGGUCUGGUGAGCCAGUGUCUGAUUGCCAUUGCCUCCCUGGCUGCAGUGGCCACCUUCUUCAUGGUCAGCUGCAUCAUCCUCUGCACCAAGUACUCCUCCAGGAAGCACCGCUACAGAGUGGGCACAAACCAUCGGGGCACAGAGAUGGUGUGUAUCUCUGCCCUGCUCCACGAUGACAAUGAUCCCCAUUGGAGACCCCACAUCCCCAAGAGCAACGGAGCCCUGCUGCAUGGAACAGAGUUGGAUAGUGACGAGGAGGGGGGAGAUGAUGUAACCCUCCACAGCUUCCUCCCAGACAAUGAGCAACGACCAGAGUCUAGAGUCUAGAUAUGCAGACAGUGUCAGACUGUGUCACACUGUGUGAAGUGCUAUAUGGUCCAAUUACACAGGGUACACAACUCCAAGCCUGAAGGUUAAUGGUUAUCCCAGCCAUCUUAAAGUUUAUCAAGGGUAAGGAUUAAAAACAGAGACUGUGGGGGGCGUGUAAAACCUUUGUAGUUUUACUGCUUACUCUGGGGUAGAUGAGGACUUUUUUUCAUUUGAUGAGACUUUGAAUUGCACAUCUGACUGGUCGACUGCUAUCAAUAUACAAACUGUUGCUCUUAGAAUAUAUUUCAGCUUCCUCUUUGAAGUUGUUGGUUGGGCCUCGCUGCACAUCCAUCUACAGCAACCAGUAGAGGAAGAGACAGAAACCACAAAUGGAGAACCAAUGAUACGUUACUUUGUUGUGACGUGUUUACAGCAAAUAGUGACCAAGUUUGGAAAAGUCAGGUGGUCAAUCAUCCUCAAACGUAAUGCAACCCAAUGCAGCCUCUGAGUAGUUCUGAGUGAGAUUGAGUUUUUGCACCAUUGCACUGACAUGAUUCUGUUAAUAGUGAAGUUCCCCUAACAGGAUGAGAACAGUGAUGUAAAAAAGGUUUGUUACACGGACAGUUUACUAGAGAUAUUUAGGAUUCUAUAAUUGAUUUAUAGACCUGGAAUUAAAGUUCAUGUUAUUUUUAAAGAGAAUCGUUCCCGCACAUACACACUUACAGAGCUAUAAAAAAACCUGGACUGCUUAUGAUGACUCACUGUUCGUUUUGUCACUGGGUGCAUGGAGCUAUUUUGAGUUUUACGUGGUCAGAAUGUUAUAGCCUUCAAUGUUCUGAGUGGAAAUACAUGAUUUAAAAAAAUAUAUAUAUAUAUAUAUACAUUUAUAUAUAUAAAGUACC
Messenger RNA from Coregonus clupeaformis (lake whitefish), 2760 nucleotides. RefSeq lists its product as uncharacterized. Gene Ontology annotation, cellular component: plasma membrane. The record is from RefSeq and is a predicted model, not a curated record. The coding region runs from base 110 to 1876 and encodes 588 amino acids. Lineage: Eukaryota; Metazoa; Chordata; Actinopteri; Salmoniformes; Salmonidae. Gene Ontology annotation, biological process: leukocyte tethering or rolling; hemopoiesis. The transcript is spliced from 2 exons.